Messenger RNA from Equus caballus (horse), 4326 nucleotides. It is a transcript of the gene APPL2, whose product is annotated as adaptor protein, phosphotyrosine interacting with PH domain and leucine zipper 2. Gene Ontology annotation, biological process: signaling. Gene Ontology annotation, cellular component: cytoplasm; endosome membrane. Gene Ontology annotation, molecular function: protein binding. Lineage: Eukaryota; Metazoa; Chordata; Mammalia; Perissodactyla; Equidae. The record is from RefSeq and is a predicted model, not a curated record.
UCGAAGCAAAUGCCUACAUUGUGACUUUGACUCUAGCAGAUUUCCUCUGUCCCUGCUUCCAGCCUCUCCAUGCCAUGGCCUCUUCACCAUGGAUGGUGCCGCCCGCAGAGGCCUUGGGAUGGUUUCAGGUGACAGUCGCAGUUAGUAAGCGCUCUGUGCCCCAGUAAGAUAAACAUUCCUCUGCCAAAAGCUCAGUUUUCCUUUCGGGUUUUGGCAACAGCCUUGGAGGUUCUGUUUAACAUAGGAGAUGCUGUCAGUAAACCCUUUGUCAGGUUAUCUUUUUUAAGGAUUCUUAUGAGGCAUCAAAUAGCGUAGAUAGUAGUCAGAGAGCUGUUCCAGAGUGUCAAAGGAAUCUUGCUCACGAAACUCCAUUUAGAAUCUGAAUUUUAGGCCACCUCUUCCGCUGGACUACAGCUAGAAAAGUGUGGGAUUUCUGCUCCUGUGUGCAGGCCCUGCGGGGUACUAAGUGGGUACAGUUUUGGUCUUUGGAUCGGAAUAGCAUAGUGGUAAGAACUUGGGCUUUAGGUUGUGAGUCUGGCAGAUCCGAGUUGAGUCUUUGCCUGCCAGUUCCUAGCUGUGUGAUUUUAGAAAGUUAGGGUCCUUCGUGAACCUUUGUCUCCUCAUUUGCAAAAUGAGGAUAAUAGUACCUACCCCAUAGGUACAUUGUAAGGAUGAAAUGUGAUAAUAGAUAAACAGCACUUAACGUUUUUAUUUAUGUUUCCAAAUUAAGGCAUUUUCUUAGCUGGCUUUACACCUUAGAAAAUACCUUGGUUACCAAAUGAACAGUUUCCACUAAUUCUAAACGUAAAUUUUCAGAAGUUUACUUGUUGGAGGAAGAACAUUCUUAUGCUCAACCCAAAAUACCUUUAUUAUAGCCUUCAGCAGAUAUCAGAGUUAACUAAAAUGUAUCAAGUGCCUAGAACAGACAAUAAAUAUUAGCAGCGGUCUUUGUAAUUGUUAUUACUAGUAUUUACUCUUCACCCAUGCUCCAGUUUUGCAAGUCUUGUUGCAGAGAUAAUUAUGUGGGCUUACCUCACAGGGUGUGGAUUAAUUAGCUGAUGUUGGUAAAGCAUUUCAUAAAACCUUUGUGUACAGUAGAUUAAGUAUGAGAUUAAAGUUGGUAUAGUUCAAAAGCCUUUUCCUGUAAUAUGCUCUGUACAGGAGAGGUUCAUUUCCUUUCAGGGCAGGUGACAGACCAUUUUGUACGUAUGGUUUGUUCCCAGUGGCCUCAUACCAGUAGAACAGAGUCUUGCAGCCUGAAAUCACACUCAUGUGAAAAUACCCAGCAUUUUCAUAAGGUAUUUCCGGGGGAGGCCUGUCAGAGGCCGGCUGUCCGCUGUUUGGGAAGCUGUUUGGGAAGCAGCUGCUAUGUGCUGUGCCGCCUCGUCCUGGGCUGCGGUGGAGGUGUGUGAGCGGCUCCUGGGUGCAGUCUGACGCGGCCAGCUCCCUGGCAGGUUCUUCCAUUACUUUGAGAGCAGUUUCCGAAUGAAAUGUGCCUGGCCACUCAGCAGCUUUCUAAGCAAUUGCUGGCGUACGAAAAACAGAAUUUUGCUCUUGGCAAAGGCGAUGAAGAAGUGAUUUCUACACUCCACUAUUUUUCCAAAGUGGUGGAUGAGCUUAAUGUUCUCCAUACAGAGCUGGCUAAACAGUUGGCAGACACAAUGGUCUUACCUAUUAUACAAUUUCGAGAAAAGGAUCUUACAGAAGUAAGCACUUUAAAGGAUCUUUUUGGACUCGCCAGCAAUGAGCAUGACCUCUCAAUGGCAAAAUAUAGCAAACUUCCUAAAAAAAAGGAGAAUGAAAAGGUGAAGACUGAAGUUGUCAAAGAGGUGGCAGCUGCACGGCGGAAACAGCACCUUUCUUCCCUUCAGUACUACUGUGCCCUCAACGCGCUGCAGUACCGAAAGCGUGUGGCCAUGAUGGAGCCCAUGAUAGGCUUUGCCCACGGACAGAUUAACUUUUUUAAGAGGGGAGCAGAGAUGUUUAACCAAAGUAUGGACAGCUUUUUAUCCUCCGUUGCAGACAUGGUUCAAAGCAUUCAGGUGGAACAGGAAGCUGAAGCGGAAAAGAUGCGUGUGUCCCAGCAAGAAUUACUUUCUGUUGAUGAAUCUGUUUACACUCCAGACUUUGAUGUGUCUACACCACAGAUCAACAGGAACCUCAUCCAGAAGGCUGGUUACCUUAAUCUUAGAAAUAAAACAGGACUGGUCACCACCACUUGGGAGAGACUUUACUUCUUCACGCAAGGCGGGAACCUCAUGUGUCAGCCCAGGGGAGCUGUGGCCGGAGGUUUGAUCCAGGACCUGGACAACUGCUCAGUGAUGGCAGUGGAUUGUGAAGACCGACGCUACUGCUUCCAGAUCACCACGCCUAAUGGGAAAUCGGGAAUAAUCCUCCAGGCAGAAAGCAGGAAGGAAAAUGAAGAGUGGAUAUGUGCGAUAAACAACAUCUCCAGACAGAUCUACCUGACCGACAACCCAGAGGCAGUCGCCAUCAAGUUGAAUCAGACAGCUCUCCAAGCAGUGACUCCCAUUACAAGUUAUGGAAAAAAGCAAGAAAGCUCGCGCCCCAGCCAAAACCUGAAAAAUUCAGAGAUGGAAAAUGACAAGAUUGUUCCCAAAACAACAGUUAAUGUACCUGAACCUGAACAACUAAUUGCACCUGGAACACCUAUUCAAUUUGAUAUUGUGCUUCCGGCUACAGAAUUCCUGGACCAGAACAGAGGGGGCAGGCGGGUCAACCCUUUUGGUGAAACUGAGGAUGACACGUUUCCAGAAGCAGAAGAUUCUCUCUUGCAGCAGAUGUUUAUAGUCCGGUUUCUGGGCUCCAUGGCAGUUAACACCGACAGCACUGCGGAAGUGAUUUAUGAAGCGAUGAGACAAGUGCUGGCUGCUCGGGCCAUUCACAACAUCUUCCGCAUGACGGAAACCCACCUGAUGGUCACCAGCCAAACUCUGAGGUUGAUAGAUCCUCAGACUCAAGUAACAAGGGCCAAUUUUGAACUUACCAGUGUCACCCAGUUUGCUGCUCAUCAAGAAAACAAGAGACUGGUGGGCUUUGUGGUCCGCAUGCCCGAAUCCACAGGUGGAGAGUCUCUGAGCACGUACAUUUUUGAAAGCAACUCAGAAGGGGAAAAGAUAUGUUAUGCUAUUAAUUUGGGAAAAGAAAUCAUUGAGGUUCAGAAGGAUCCAGAAGCAUUGGCUCGGUUAAUGCUCUCCAUACCACUAACCAAUGAUGGAAAAUAUGUACUGUUAAACCAUCCACCAGAUGACACUGAUGGAAGCCCAAGUGAAAACAGAGGCGCAGAAUCUGAAGCCUAACUCUCUUGCCCCUUCGGGGGAAGAGCACCCCACAAGGAGAGCUGCCUCCUUAAGGGUCUCAACUUCUCUGAUAUGCAGGCACACGCCCUGGUUUCAGAAUGCUGACAGUCGCUCAUGGGAUGUCCCCUCGAUGCCUUGAUACUGAGACUUGGGAGGGCAACAGUAAGAAAUGGUUGACAACAUUCCUACCCAUCUACAAAUGUUAUUUUAGGUGCUUUGUGGUAAGUCGUAUUCUUAGAUUGCAUUGUUCAGCCUUCAGAAUGAAAUUAUGAAAAAAUACAUUGUUCACUUUAUUUAAAUGUCAUUUCUUCAGUUUCCAGUAUCCUUUUUUAAAAAUGGCAAAAGCCUAGAUUUAUAACUUGAUAAACACUAAAUAUUUCCUAUUAAUAUAAUCUAUUUUUGUAUUUUACUUCAGCUUUAAGUGCCUGUCAUUCUGAAAACUGUGUAUUUAUAAUCAAGCUUAUCUCAUAAUUGGACCUAAAGGCAUUAAUUGGUACAGUCAGGUGACGAGCCCUCCGAGGCUCGCGUGCUAGCAGGUAUGCAGGUCUAGUUUUGAUGCGUGCUCCAGACAUCAUGCAGUAACAAGACUAGCGGAUGAGUAACGCAGAUGUUUAACUUAGUCAUCGUAAUGAACCAGCCUUCCUAAGGUUAUGGUCCUCUAGGCGAUACGCUUUCCAGUGGAGGAUCACCAUGGACAGGGUGCAGCUCCACCAGUUCCUGUUUCUCUGAGCCAGACCCUCCUCAAGGAAGGGACCAAUUAAUUUUAAAACUCACUUGAAGCACAGCUGGUCCUGGGGCCUGGUUUAAAGUUCCUGUUUCCACACUGACACAUCCAGUUCCUGGCAUGCCAGCCCACUCCACCAUGCUGUCCUACCCCUGAAAUAAGUAUAAUGAUCUUGAAUUGGUACAAUGUUUAAUUGUAACCAAGUACAACAGAAUAUCACUGUCUCUGUCAUAAAUUAACCUAGCAGUAAAUGCUAGCAAAUAAAAACUAUCAUUCUGUUUC